UUUAACCAGCGCUGAGGUGCAAAACGAUAAGCGGCGGAGAGAGAGAACACACCUUACCCAGUUAAUCAUGUCGGUUGGAACUGUUCUACUGACGGCGCUGCUGGCGUUAGUUGGUUACCUGCUGAUGAAAUGGCGAAGCACGAUGAGGCACUGGCAAGAUUUGGGUAUUCCCUGCGAGGAGCCCCACAUGCUGAUGGGAAGCAUGAAGGGCGUACGCACCGCACGAUCCUUUAACGAGAUCUGGACGAGCUAUUACAAAAAGUUCCGUGGCACUGGACCCUUUGCAGGCUUCUAUUGGUUCCGGCGACCGGCUGUUUUAGUCCUGGAAACAUCGCUGGCGAAACAGAUCUUAAUCAAGGAGUUCAACAAGUUCACGGACCGCGGCUUCUUUCACAAUCCCGAGGAUGAUCCGUUGUCCGGCCAGUUGUUCUUGCUUGAUGGCCAAAAGUGGAAGGCUAUGAGGAACAAGCUCUCCUCCACCUUUACGUCCGGCAAAAUGAAGUAUAUGUUUCCCACUGUGGUAAAGGUGGCCAAUGAAUUCACCGAUGUUUUCGGUCAAAGUGUGACGAAGUCACCUGUUGUCGAAGUGAGGGAGCUUUUGGCGCGAUUCACCACUGAUGUUAUUGGCACCUGUGCCUUCGGCAUCGAGUGCAGCAGCCUGAAGGAUCCGGAUGCAGAGUUCCGCGAGAUGGGUCGACGCUCCCUAACGGAGCAGCGCCUGGGGCCCAUAGGAAUCGGGUUCGUCAAUAGCUUUCCCAAUCUGGCACGUCGCCUCCACAUGAAAAUGACAGCGGAGCCCAUCGAAAGGUUCUUCAUGCGCAUCGUUAGGGAAACGGUGGCCUUCAGAGAGCAAAACAAUAUUCGCCGCAACGAUUUCAUGGAUCAGUUGAUCGAUUUGAAAAACAAGCCACUGGUGGUGUCACAAUCCGGGGAGAGUGUUAACCUAACCAUCGAGGAGAUCGCAGCGCAGGCUUUUGUAUUCUUUGCGGCUGGUUUCGAAACCUCGUCGACCACCAUGGGAUUCGCCCUGUAUGAACUGGCCCAGAAUCAGGAGAUUCAGGACCGGGUGAGGGAGGAGUGCCAGGAGGUUAUUGGAAAGUGCAACGGGGAGUUGAAUUACGAAAGUAUGAAGGAUUUGGUCUAUUUAGACCAGGUUAUAUCGGAAACCCUUCGUUUGUACACCGUUCUUCCGGUCUUGAAUCGCGAGUGCCUGGAGGACUAUGAGGUUCCUGGACAUCCCAAAUACGUAAUCAAAAAGGGAAUGCCCGUUUUGAUCCCCUGUGGAGCAAUGCACCGCGAUGAGAAACUGUAUGCUAAUCCAAACACUUUUAACCCUGACAACUUCUCGCCCGAACGAGUGAAGGAACGCGACUCCGUGGAGUGGCUUCCAUUCGGGGAUGGUCCCAGGAACUGCAUCGGCAUGCGGUUUGGUCAAAUGCAGGCCAGGAUUGGAUUGGCUCUCCUGAUUAAGGACUUUAAGUUCUCAGUUUGCGAGAAGACAACCAUUCCCAUGACAUACAACAAAGAAAUGUUCCUUAUUUCUAGUGAUUCUGGAAUUUUUCUUCAGGCUGAGCGAGUGUGAUGCCUUUUUAAUAAACAGUUUUUAACACAUAUCGAA
Messenger RNA from Drosophila mauritiana, 1618 nucleotides. RefSeq names its product probable cytochrome P450 6a21 (gene Cyp6a21). Lineage: Eukaryota; Metazoa; Arthropoda; Insecta; Diptera; Drosophilidae. The coding region runs from base 68 to 1582 and encodes 504 amino acids. The record is from RefSeq and is a predicted model, not a curated record. The transcript is spliced from 2 exons. Gene Ontology annotation, molecular function: oxidoreductase activity, acting on paired donors, with incorporation or reduction of molecular oxygen; monooxygenase activity; iron ion binding.